AUGCCUUGGCAACAAAUUAUGCAACAGAUGAUGCAGCAAAAUCAGAUGAUGGCUCAAAUGAUGCAGGGCAUGCAGGGACAACAAACUCCUGCUCCAGUUCCUGUUCCACAAGCUGCAACAGAGCCAGAUUUUCGUGCUUUCUUCAAAAUGGAUCCUCUAGAGUUUGCAGGUGGCUUAGACCCGGUGGUAGCUCAUGAUUGGUUGGCUAGUAUGGAGAGGAUAUUCCAGGCAAUCCAGUGUAAUGAAGAAGAGAAAGUGAUCUUUGCAACGCAAAAGAUGAAGGGACCGGCUCUUAGGUGGUGGAAUACCGCAUCUACCUAUUUCACUACCCAGGAGAUCCCUAAGGACUGGCAUCAUUUCAAGGCGGCAUUUCUGGAGAAGUACUUUCCUAACAGUGUUCGAACCCAAAGGGAAAGAGAGUUCCAUAACUUUAAGCAAGGCAACUUGUCAGUUUCUGAGUAUGCUGAGAAGUUUGAAGAUAUGGCUGAUUACUCACGACAGGCUGUUUAUGCUCCUGUUGAUUGUGGAGCUACUCAUUCCUUUAUCUCAACCGAAUGUGUUUGUCAACUUGGUUUGGAAGUUACUCCAUUACCCUAUCCUAUGGUCAUUUCUUCGGCGACCGAUGAUACGGUGGAAGCCCGGCUGAUUUGUAAGGAUUGUUCAGUGUCUUUUAAUGGUUGUGACUUCCCGAUUGAUCUAAUUUGUUUACCCCUCAAGAGACUUGACAUCAUUCUUGGAAUGGAUUGGUUAUCUCUUAAUUCGGUGUAUAUUGGUUGUAAGGAAAAGGCCAUAUUCAUUCCGGCAGAAGAGACUUCUUCCGAUGAUGCAAUUACCAAAAUGGUAUUGUCUGAGAUUCUGGUGGUGUGUGGGUUUCCUGACAUGUUUCCCGAGGAUAUCUCUUCACUUCCUUCGGAAAGAGAGGCAGAAUUCUCAAUCGAUCUUGUCCCUGGUACUGCCCCAGUUUCCAUCACUCCAUAUAGGAUGUCUCCUAUUGAAUUCAAGGAACUGAAGAGCCAGUUAGAAGAGCUUCUAGCUAAGCACUUUAUUCAGCCCAUUUUCAUGGAUUACAUGAAUCGAAUUUUUCAACCAUACCUGGAUCAGUUUGUGGUAAUCUUCAUCUAUGACAUUUUGGUGUAUUCUCGUUCUCCCGAAGAACAUGAAGAGCAUUUGCGGAUUGUGUUGUCUACUCUCAGAGAGAAACAAUUGUACGCAAAAUUCAGUAAGUGUGAGUUUUGGCUAUCCGAAGUAAGCUUCCUUGGUCACGUCAUCUCUGGGGGAGGCGUGGCGGUGGAUCCUUCUAAAGUAGAAGCGGUGGUGAAUUGGGAUCGACCGAAGAGUGUUACAGAAGUCAGAAGCUUCCUAGGUUUGGCAAGUUAUUAUCGGAGAUUUAUCAUGGGAUUUGCUAAGUUGGCGCUACCAUUGACAAAACUCACUCGAAAGGAAGUUGAAUUUGAGUGGGACUCCGAAUGUGAGCAGAGUUUCCAGAAACUGAAGAAGAAGUUGACUACUGCACCCGUGUUAGUGAUUCCAAACCCAAAUCGGUCUUAUGAAGUAUUAUGUGAUGCUUCUAAGAAAGGCUUAGGCUGA
This is a messenger RNA of Vicia villosa (hairy vetch), 1587 nucleotides long. RefSeq lists its product as uncharacterized. The transcript is spliced from 4 exons. The coding region runs from base 1 to 1587 and encodes 528 amino acids. Lineage: Eukaryota; Viridiplantae; Streptophyta; Magnoliopsida; Fabales; Fabaceae. The record is from RefSeq and is a predicted model, not a curated record.